Messenger RNA from Contarinia nasturtii (swede midge), 2389 nucleotides. RefSeq names its product heat shock 70 kDa protein II-like. Gene Ontology annotation, molecular function: heat shock protein binding; ATP-dependent protein folding chaperone; ATP binding. The transcript is spliced from 4 exons. Gene Ontology annotation, cellular component: cytoplasm. The record is from RefSeq and is a predicted model, not a curated record. Lineage: Eukaryota; Metazoa; Arthropoda; Insecta; Diptera; Cecidomyiidae. Bases 16 to 2253 code for a protein of 745 amino acids. Gene Ontology annotation, biological process: cellular response to unfolded protein; protein refolding.
UGUGAACCAAGCCUUAUGACAUUUGACGUUCAUUUCAUUGGUUUUACCGAGAACACGUUUGGCGUUGUAAUAACGAGAAGACGUUUUGUAUCGAUUUCAAAAUUAUUCUGCUAUUCGAUUGUUACCACUGAGUUCUCGUGUUUUGAUACAACAUUGACCAUUGUGAAGUUUGCAUUUAAGAUGGCUAAAGCUCCAGCUGUUGGUAUCAGUUUGGGUACAACGAAUUCGUGCGUUGGUAUUUUCCGGGAUGGAAAGAUUUCAAUUAUUCUCAACGACAAAGGUAACUUGAAAACACCAUCCAUCGUUGCAUUCACCGAUACUAAACGUCUAAUUGGUGAUGAUGCAAUGAGUCAAAUGACAGAUAAUCCACUUAAUACAAUUUUUAACGUCAAACGUUUAAUUGGACGUAAGUUUAACGACCCAGUCGUUCAAAAUGACAUGCAGUAUUGGCCAUUUAUUGUUAAGUCUUUCGACUCAAAGCCAAAAGUUGAAGUUGAAUACAAAGGCGAAAUUAAACAAUUUUUCCCAGAAGAAAUUUCGGCAAUGAUUUUGUCCAAAAUGAAGGAAACUGCUGAGUAUUAUUUGAAACAACCCGUAACUGAUGCUGUCAUAAGCGUUCCAGCUAAUUUUAACGAUUCACAACGUCAAGCAACUAAAGAUGCUGGUACCAUUUCUGGUUUGAACGUUCUUCAAAUUAUCAAUGAGCCGACAGCCGCCGCCAUGGCUUAUGUAAAUGGUUUGGACAAGAAAGACGUCGGAAAACUUAACGUUUUGAUCAUUGACUUUGGUGGUGGAAAAAUCGAUGUUAGUAUAGUGGAAAUCGUUAUGGAAGAGAAAUCAAUUUCUGUACUAUUUACUGCUGGAAACACACAUUUAGGCGGAAAGGAUAUCGAUGAUUGUUUGAUAAAAUAUAUCACGGAGAAAUAUGAAGUCGAUUUUAAUCAAGACAAAAAGGUCUGUCUACGCAAAACCAUUGAAAAAGCAAAAGAAAAUUGUCCAAAAAACUCAACAGACUAUGUCAACAUUUCUUUCGGAUUUAAUGGUAAAAAUUACAUGGAUAAAAUUUGCCAAACUGAUUUCGAAAAUAUAAUCAAGUCGGUCUUGUGUAAAUUAACGAAACUGGUUAAAGAAGCCAAAGUUCACGCUGAAACUGAAAGCAUCAACAUUAACGACAUCAUUAUGGUGGGUGGUUUAAGCCAAUUUCCAUUGUUUGAAAAAAUCGUAAAAGAAGAAUUCCUGGACAAAGAAAUUCACAUCAUCAAUGAGGAAUUAGUUUGCCAAGGCGCAAGUAUCCAAGCUGCAUUCUUGCAAGGUGAAACAUCGAUCCCUGAAUAUUUUCGUCCAGAAGAUAUUACUCCAUUUCCAUUGGUAGUUUUGAUGUCAAAAUAUGACAAAAAUAUCAAACGUUUCGAAAAAAUUCCAUACCACGAAGCUAGGCGGCUUACAUUCUUAAAAGAAAAAUCGAUUAAUAUUCACGUGUUCGAAGGUGAGGAACAAAGCCUGUUGGGUGAAUUCAAAUUGUCGGAAUUUGUUCCAAAUACAGUCGAUGUAAAUUUCGACAUCGACAAGAACGGUAUUUUUAAAAUCACAGCUAUCACACAAAUAGAUGGGCAAUAUCAUAGUGCGGUCAAAGUUACCAGUGAAAAAGGUCGUUUGAGCACAGAAGACAUCGUACGUAUCCAAGAGAAAGUAAACAGGAAGAAGGAUUUAAAAGCUGCUGAGCAAUUUUUCCGAUCGCAUUGUUCGUUGUUGAAAAAAAAUGCUAGGAACAUUCUGACAGAAUGUGGUAAAUUCGAAGGAUUGUUGAAAUCGUCCAAAAUAGAAUCCAAAGAAACAUACAAACAAUAUCGCACAGAUCUCGAAUCAAAAUGCAAGACAUUUAUCAUCAAUCUAUGUGAUGCAGCCUCCGUUCAUACUGGUGCUUCAUCUCGUUCGAGCUCUGCUAUGUCGAUUGGACGACCACCUCUACAAGUUUCUUUUGGAUCCGAUGGCGAAAAUGAGAAUAAGUGCAUCAUCGUUAACGAUUCAAAUAUAAAAGGUAAUUCGUCCAAACGUUUCAUGAACAAGACAAAAAAAACAUCAUUACUCGUACAGUGCUUGAUUAAGAACACACUUAUUAAGCACAGAUUUGACAGACCAAAGUAUCUUUCUCAAAAUGCAGGUAGUGAUUUGGACAAAAUUUAUCUUCAUUUACAGCUAACUAACCUACGAAGUUCAACAAAUCAUCGAAAAAAGACUCAUCGAAAAAAUUAAGUUACCAUUAUCAUUAUUUAUCCAUUUGGCUCGUUGUUUACUCAUUAAGAGAAUUUAUUACUUUUCUAAACUACUCACCUCAAUGUACAAUAAAUAGAAAUCGAAUAAAACAGUUGAUAUCUCUUAAACAAAACAA